Westerdykella ornata is the source of this 968-nucleotide messenger RNA. RefSeq lists its product as uncharacterized. Gene Ontology annotation, cellular component: nucleus. The transcript has 2 exons. NCBI's taxonomy places the organism in Eukaryota, Fungi, Ascomycota, Dothideomycetes, Pleosporales, Sporormiaceae. Gene Ontology annotation, molecular function: ATP binding; DNA binding; ATP-dependent chromatin remodeler activity. The record is from RefSeq and is a predicted model, not a curated record. The coding region runs from base 271 to 858 and encodes 195 amino acids.
ACACACUCUUCCUUCCCUCAACACACUCUUCCUCGCCUCGACACAAUCUUCCUUGCCUCUGUACAGACAGAAUACUGAAUCGCACACCUCUCUCACUUGCAUGUCCUCCAGCUUCACGCCCACCGCCUCUCCCAUAAACACUUCCUUGUGACUGCGCCGAGGUCUCAGCCUGCCACUCUAUCUUUCAUUCUCACCCCCGCCAGCCGACCCGCAUCGGGUUGCGAGCCCUGGUUCAUCUCCACACCUACCGGGCCCAUCCCGCUGUGCAUCAUGCCCACAAUACCAGUUCUGGGGCCGGCCCUGCCCCCACCGUGUCUCCGAGGGACCUUGUACCUGUUCCAGCGGCAAGGCCUUGCUGAAAUGAUUGCCAUGAAACCCCAAGGCGGGGGGCUACUGGCCGACGAGAUGGGCCUCGGAAAGACGGCCACGGCCAUCGCGUACAUGCUCUACGAUCGAUACACGGCGUGCGAGCGAGGCAAGGUGCUCGUUGUCGCGCCGCCUACACUCAUCCACAACUGGCAGAGGGAGUUUGGAAAGUGGGUGUGGCCCGGGAGGCUCACGGUGGUCUAUGGCCAUGACAGCGCAGAGGGUGGGAAACCAGCGAGCGAGCUAACUCGGGAGGAUAUAGAACGGGCGGACGUGCUUGUGGUGGGCGACCAGGCCAUAACAGCGGAGUACAAAGUGAUUUGUCCCGAUGAGGACGGCGAAGUUGACCCCGGAGAGGAGGUGGGAUCGGACUCUGAAGAAGAAGAAGAAGAGGAGGAAGAGCAAGAAGAAGAGGAAGAAGAAGAAGAGGGACCCAAGAACGCGAAAAAGCCCCGAGAGCCACUCAUCCUGAGUACGGAAUGGGCGACGUAAGGACCGCACACGGAGGCGCUGGAACCAUGCUAACGGUCCUCUAGGCUGUUUGUCAACGAAGCUUCGCGAUUUGUGAACACGGCUACGAAGCGAUCCAAGUCGACUACAUA